Suillus paluster is the source of this 666-nucleotide messenger RNA. RefSeq lists its product as uncharacterized. The transcript has 4 exons. Lineage: Eukaryota; Fungi; Basidiomycota; Agaricomycetes; Boletales; Suillaceae. The record is from RefSeq and is a predicted model, not a curated record. Gene Ontology annotation, cellular component: TRC complex. Gene Ontology annotation, biological process: post-translational protein targeting to endoplasmic reticulum membrane. Bases 1 to 666 code for a protein of 221 amino acids.
AUGUUCACCUCCUUCCACGCAAUGAUACCCUCAGACGCUGAACUUGCCUCUCAAGCACUGACUGAGGAGGGCAAUUAUCGUUUUCCAUCAUUCUCGGCCUCUGACGCGGUCACGCUUGGUUUGUCUCUACGCAAGCGCUUUCGUGCGUCAUCUCGACAUUCAAAGGGCAAAGGACUCGUCAUCUCUAUACAAACUAUCGCGGGUCAUACCUUAUUUUCGUGUACCGUGGGCGACCUUGGGCAUCCAGCCGGUGUUGGGGAUGUUAGUCUGAAUAGCUGGACGAGUGUGGAGGGCAUGGUUGGAGUUGUGAGGCAGACUGGCCAUUCAAGCUAUUAUGUCGAGAAAAGCAUGAGCGCGAUGGGCAAGUCCGCAAAGCAGAUGGGGAUACAAGGGGAUCAUAUUGUUCACGGAGGAGCGUUCCCGAUCUGGUUGGACAAUGCCCAUUGUUGUCCUAUUGCUGUUGUUGCUUGCUACUCAGGUUCAAGUCAAGAAGACCACCACCUUGUUGUCACAACUGUCCGGGAUUAUCUACACAAAAUCAACAAAUCCGGAAUGUCAGCCUCUUCCGCUCUCGGGACUGAAAUGCCUCUCCCGUCUGUACCGAACAGGGAGAGCACGGUAAGCUCAUAUCAGCGAGUCCAAGUUCGCCAGUUCAUUAGCGAGUAA